AAUACUAAUUUUGCUGACGGGGAGGAGAACAUCAAUUUCUCUACAGAACUGUAUUUUCCUCGGCCCUGCAAGAGUUAAAUAAGAUAACAAAAUGAUUCAUAGCUUAUUUAUGAUUAAUAAUUCUGGGGAUGUUUUUAUGGAGAAACACUGGAAAAGUGUCAUUGGCCGUUCAGUGUGUGACUACUUCUUUGAAGCCCAGAACAAGGUCAGUUGCCAUGACGAUGUUCCAGCCGUGAUCCCCACCCCACAUCACUAUCUCAUUAGUAUCUACAGAAAUCAACUCUUCUUCGUCGCUGUGGUGCAGAACGAAGUUCCUCCACUCUUUGUCAUUGAGUUCCUUCACAGGAUCUUUGACACUUUCAGCGAGUACUUUGGCGAAUGCACGGAGAGCACCAUUAAAGAGCACUAUGUGGUGGUGUACGAGCUUCUUGAAGAGAUGCUAGACAGUGGUUUCCCACUGGCCACAGAAUCCAACGUCCUGAAGGAGCUAAUCAAACCACCCAACAUCCUGAGGACUGUAGUCAACACUGUCACCGGCAGCUCUAAUGUCUCGGACACGUUACCCAGUGGCCAACUUUCCAACGUCCCCUGGAGACGUAGCGGGGUCAAGUACACCAACAACGAAGCGUACUUUGACGUCAUUGAGGAGGUGGACUGCAUCAUUGAUAAGAGUGGUUCGGUCGUGUUUGCUGAAAUCCAAGGCCAUAUAGAAUGCUGCGUCAAACUGUCUGGUAUGCCCGACCUCACCAUGUCGUUUGUCAACCAUCGCUUGCUGGACGAUGUCAGCUUCCACCCCUGUGUCCGAUUCAAACGUUGGGAGUCAGAGCGAGUGUUGUCCUUUGUUCCGCCCGACGGCAACUUCCAGCUGUUGACCUAUCAUAUAGGAGCUUCAAGCUUGACUGCCAUUCCAGUCUACAUCAAGCCUAACAUCUCCUUCCGGGACAGCUCAGGACGGUUUGACCUGACCAUUGGUCCGAAGCAGACAAUGGGAAAGACUGUUGAGAAUGUGAUGAUCACCUCGGACAUGCCCAAGCAGGUCCUGAACAUGAACCUGACCCCGACCCAGGGCAGCUACAGCUUUGAUCCGGUCAACAAGACGCUCUCCUGGGAGGUGGGCAAGAUCAACCCCCAGCGCCUGCCCAGCAUCAAGGGUACGGUGUCCCUACAGAGCGGUGCCCCGCCCCCCGAGGCCAACCCCACCAUCAAUGUGCAAUUCAGCAUCAGCACACUAGCCAUAUCCGGGGUGAAAGUCAACCGACUUGAUAUGUACGGAGAGAAAUACAAGCCCUUCAAGGGAGUCAAGUACAUUACCAAAGCAGGCAAGUUCCAAGUUCGGACAUGAGUCUGAGGGAAUCAAGAAUUUGCACAGUAGAAUUGUGAGCACCACGUUAUUGUUAGAUAAUCCCAGUGUAUCGUCCAUGUACACGAACGCGGUAGUCUUUGUCACAAUUUGGUUGGAAUCAUGUAAAUGUGUCGAUCCUGUGAUCUGAACCCAGUUUGGACAAAUUUUGCCAGAAAUAUGUACUGUAUUAUAUAAAUUUUCCCCGAAAAGUAGAACCAAAAAGAAUGAUUAUUCACAAAUUUAAAAAUCUGUUAAGAACAAUGUUCAAUCACAGCAUUACACUUACCCAGAUUCUGAACUUUGCUUUGGGGCUCAUUUGCGACUUCGUCUUUGAACAUUUUCAGGCUGCAAGUUUUAAGCUCUGUUUAGGUAAAUUGAGACACUUACAUGGAAUAGCAUCUGCUCCUGGCGGAACAAAAGAGGGCGUGUUUUUUUGGUACUCAGCGCAAAGGCGCACGUUUACAAUGGAGAUCAAUGGUGCCUUU
Acanthaster planci (crown-of-thorns starfish) is the source of this 1827-nucleotide messenger RNA. RefSeq names its product AP-3 complex subunit mu-1-like. NCBI's taxonomy places the organism in Eukaryota, Metazoa, Echinodermata, Asteroidea, Valvatida, Acanthasteridae. The record is from RefSeq and is a predicted model, not a curated record. Gene Ontology annotation, biological process: intracellular protein transport; vesicle-mediated transport. Gene Ontology annotation, cellular component: clathrin adaptor complex.